AUGGUAUAUGAUGAUAAUGCUCCAAUCAGUACUAAAGAGAAAUCAAAAGCAAACAAUAAUCCUAUAUGCAAGGUUGAUACAUAAGAAUAAAAAGGAAACUAUUCAAUACCAUAUAGAGUUACUUGGAUAGAUAAUUUGCAUAGAAAAAUUAUUGUAACUAUUAGAGUAACAUCUGAUAUUACUGUCAGAGAAUUUUUAUAAAUGGUUAUAGGAGAAUUCAAUUAAACUUUUAAGAGAGCAGAAAUGGAAUUAUUUUUCUUUUUAAAUGAUUUCAAUAUAUAUGAACUUUAUGAAAUGGAUGAAGAUGAAAGACCAGAUGAAGAACUUCCGCGUAUAUUAAAAUCUAAUUUUCUUAGCUUAUGAUGAACAUUAAAAAUUACGUCAAUUAGAGACUAAAUCUUUUGCUUUGAAACAAACUUAAAUAAUGUUGAAUUCCUUAAUGGUUUCAUCUUUAAGUGAUCCCUUAUCAUGUAAAUCACCAAUAUCACCAAGAAGUGAAGAAGAAAAAAUAAAUCCAUAAUAUAACAAUAUAUAGAAUACAGAAAAUUUUGAUGAGAAAAUAAUUUGUUAAGAACAGGAUCCUUUAAAAAAAAAUAAAGAAACAGAUCAAAAACCAUGGUGGUGUUUAUGUUGUUAUGAAGAAUGAGAUCCUAC
This is a messenger RNA of Paramecium primaurelia, 654 nucleotides long. The record is from the annotation of a GenBank genome assembly. NCBI's taxonomy places the organism in Eukaryota, Ciliophora, Oligohymenophorea, Peniculida, Parameciidae.